AUGAACUCGUUGAGUGAGUUUUGCUCGUUGUUCUGCUGUCCACCUUGCCCGUCCAGAAUUGUUGCCAAAUUGGCAUUUGCACCACCAGAACCAACAUACAGUUUCAUUGAGGAUGAGGGCUCCAAAUUUGCAAUAUCCUUAUCGAAACGCGCUGAGUGGCAUUACACGGAAAGGGAAAAGGAGUCGGUCGAAGGUUUUUAUGCACGCACAUCACGUGGAAAUCGAAUAGCGUGUCUAUUUGUAAGGUGCUCAGCAACAGCGAGAUUCACUAUUUUAUUUUCGCAUGGUAAUGCCGUUGAUCUUGGACAAAUGUCGAGUUUCUACUUGGGUCUCGGUUCCAGAAUUAAUUGCAACAUAUUCAGUUAUGAUUACUCCGGGUACGGUGUAAGUGGUGGUAAACCAUCUGAGAAGAAUCUUUAUGCUGACAUUGAUGCUGCUUGGCAUGCGCUCAGAACACGUUAUGGGAUCAGUCCUGAGAAUAUUAUAUUGUAUGGACAAAGCAUUGGAACUGUCCCCACUGUUGAUCUUGCUGCUAGGUACGAGGUUGGAGCGGUUAUUCUUCAUUCACCGCUAAUGUCCGGAAUGAGGGUCGCUUUUCCUAAUACCAAGAGAACUUGGUUCUUUGAUGCAUUUUUGAGUAUAGACAAAGUACCGAAGGUAAUGUCACCAGUUCUUGUGAUUCAUGGUACUGACGACGACGUAAUCAACAUCAGCCAUGGUCUUGCAAUUUACGAGAGAUGUCCCAGGCCAGUGGAGCCCCUGUGGGUUGAGGGAGCUGGUCACAACGAUGUUGAGCUGUUCAAUCAGUACCUGGAGCGACUGAAACACUUCGUAAGCGUUGAAUUAGUAAACUGACGUAGAUUAAGCCUCCCAGACAAGGAGGGAGGACAGGGUGAAGGUGAGGAUGAUUU
Molecule: messenger RNA, 911 nt
Organism: Diachasmimorpha longicaudata
Lineage: Eukaryota; Metazoa; Arthropoda; Insecta; Hymenoptera; Braconidae
Product: alpha/beta hydrolase domain-containing protein 17B
Exons: 3
Coding region: 1-855 (284 amino acids)
Biological process (GO): protein depalmitoylation
Cellular component (GO): plasma membrane; endosome membrane
Molecular function (GO): palmitoyl-(protein) hydrolase activity
Source: RefSeq, a predicted model, not a curated record